Molecule: messenger RNA, 11309 nt
Organism: Mya arenaria
Lineage: Eukaryota; Metazoa; Mollusca; Bivalvia; Myida; Myidae
Product: putative helicase MOV-10
Exons: 18
Coding region: 159-3575 (1138 amino acids)
Molecular function (GO): RNA binding; 5'-3' RNA helicase activity; ATP hydrolysis activity
Source: RefSeq, a predicted model, not a curated record
AUAAACAAUCCGCGGUUUUAAGGUUUUGUUAUUGUUAUUGUUUCAUGUAAUAAAAUGUUUCUUGAAACUCGUUUUAAUUUUAAUUAGCUAUAUAAAGAAAAAUACAUAGCUGACUCAUAGGAUCAACCCGCUUUAUUGAGUUCAUCCAAAUUUAAAAUAUGGCUAGUGGUGUUGAUAAGCCGGAGGGGCUUAAUAAGCCAGAUGCAAAUGCACAGACAACCACAGAAAAACCUGACAGACCAGAUAACUUCCUGAAGCCGGACGAAAAGACACGGACAUCCACAUUCAGAGAAGUAUUCAGUGACUUCCAACGCUUUCUGCAGACAGAGCAAAGGGACAUAGAUGGCAUGUUAAAGGAGGAUUUGAAGAAUGUUUAUAUUGGAGAAUACAGCCAGUAUCGGCAGCAAAUCAGUCCUGAUCAGAGCUUACCAUCAUUCUUUAAGCUCUUCAGGAUUCUAUAUCAGCAAAAUAUUGCUCAUUUUGAAGGUGAUAAAAUAGUUCUUGGGCCAAUGAAUGGUAAAACUGUGAAAAGAGUUAGAAAUAAAGGCAGAAAAAGUAAUGAGAAAAAAGCAAACUUAAGCCCAUUUCGAGAACCCGUAAACCAGCUAGCAGCUCCAGCUGAAGGUGUACAUGUACAGACCCCAGCAAAUGAACAGUCAACACAGAAUUAUAGUAAAAAACAUUUCAUGAACAGAAACAAGUAUGCUGUAGAUCAGCACUUGACAUUUAAAAAUGGUCUCAGAAAGGUGGUUGAACUACCUGAGUUUGAAGGUGACAUUGCUCUAUGGAAGCAUGUGGGGAAGACCUUGAACAACAAUGUGUAUUUCUGUACUGUGUGCCAGUCAAAGUGUAACUCACUGCUAGAUAUGGACCAGCAUGUAAACGGCAGGAGACAUCGACUAGCCAACUCUAUAAAAGCUGUCAAGUCAAAGAAAAGAGAGCUUGUGACUGGCAUGGCUGAGGUGCGGGUGUCAUGCAAAAAGACAGACAAACUUGAAAUGACAGGAGAGGGGGUGCUGCAGAUGAUGGUGCGGGAAGGGGACACAAUGCUGGCUGACCUCGUUCUGCAGAAUGUCAGUACCGUGCCUGUGGAACUGGCCCACUGUGAGAUGAUGAAGAAAUGCCGCGUGUUCACACUACAAGACAGCAGUCAUGUCACUGAUGGCAUGGGGAAAACUGCAGUUAUACGGCCAGGACAGAGUUACACAGUGACAGUGCGUGCUCAGCCCCAGCACUGUGGGAGCUACCACUGUCCAGUCAUGUUCCACAUGGUCGCCCACCACCCAGCAACACCCCAGACAGGCUACAUCCUGCGCUACCUCCACUGCAGGUGUAAGAACAGCGUGUUGGAUGAACUCCAGCCAACUUCGGAAUACAAGAAGCCACCUCGCACCAACAAACUGAAGGGCAAGGCUUUAGAGGUUGUGCCUGGCUUCAAGUUACCCAGCUGGUCUGGAGACUGCCUCGAGAGAAAGUUAGAGCUAGGACAGUACUCCGUGCCACCAGAUGACCGCAGGAUGAUCAACCGAGGGCUUGCGAUCACUGAUGGACUAACUGAACAGGAAUGUCUUCAGAUAGAGAGGCUAAGGAAUGAGGUGGAGAGUGACUUGACCAUGUCAGGUUACGUGCGGAGAUUUUCCAGCCUGCUCUUCUUUGAGGAGGUACAGAUGGAGGUGGAUAUCCGAAGAUACGACAUGGAGGACGUCCAGCUUAGACCAUAUCCUGCCAACAGAAGGCUACUACUAUUGCAGGUUCCUGGCCUGUGUGAGAACCGUCCAUCUGUGUUGCGUGGUGACUGGCUGUAUGUGCGGAACCGAGACCCUAAUGGACAGCUUGGGACCCGGGAAUACCAGGGAUUUGUACAUGACGUACACCAGAAUGAUGUUGCUCUCGGCUUCCAUAACAGUUUCCGCGACUCGUAUGUGGAAAAGCAGAGCUAUAAUGUUCGGUUUGUUUUCAACCGUUUGCCGUCCCGCCUGCAGCACCGUGCCCUUCAGUUGGCAGAUGAGCUCAGUCUGGGGCCCAUACUGUUCCCGGAGGAGCAACAUAUAGCAUCCCCUACACCGCUAUUACCCAGUCUCAAGUUGUACAACUCUGACCUGGAGAGGAAUCAUGAGCAGUUGUGUGCGGUGCAGCACAUUGUGGCUGGGACCUCGCGGCCGGCGCCCUACCUAGUGUUUGGUCCACCAGGAACAGGCAAAACAGUUACCAUAGUAGAGGCUAUCAAACAGGUAUGGAAGCAGUCACGUGGGAACCGUGUGUUGGCCUGUACCCCAUCCAACUCUGCAGCAGACCUGAUCACCAAGAGGCUGAUCAAGCACAUACCUGCCACGGAGAUUCUCCGGCUCAAUGCCGCCUCACGCUCCCUCAGAGCUAUACCUCAAGAGAUAAGGGUGGUGUGUAACUAUGACAACAGCCGAGGUCAGUUCCAAUUCCCAUCAAAGGCCAUCCUGAGCGAGUACCGUAUUAUUGUCACCACUCUUGUCACAGCCGGCAGACUGGUGUCGGCAAGUUUCCCGCCAGGCCAUUUCAGCCACAUCUUUAUAGAUGAGGCUGGCCAUGCCCCAGAGCCUGAGGCUAUCAUAGCUGUUGCUGGGAUAAUGGAGGUGAACCCUGCCUUGCGCACCGGUGGACAAGUUGUCAUUGCAGGCGACCACAAACAACUGGGGCCUGUCUUGCGUUCACCCCUGGCUAUCAAGUAUGGACUUGACAUCUCCCUGUUGGAGAGGUACAUGGACUGCUGUCAUCUGUACAGACCCGUGAUCGACAGCGUUGGACACAAGAGUUACGAUGUGCGUGUUGUCACCAAGCUUCUCAAUAACUACAGAUCACAUCCCGACAUCCUUAAACUGCCCAAUGAGCUCUUCUAUGAAUCAGAGUUGAAGCCCUGUGCAAGCAUAGACCGGGAGAAGCUCUGUCAGUGGGCAAAGCUGCCUGUGAAGGGUUUCCCAGUAUUAUUCCACGGGGUGGCCGGGGAGGACAUGCGGGAGGAGAGGUCGCCCUCAUUCUUCAACCCCGUCGAGGUUGCCGUGGUUACUAAGUAUGUGGAAGAGCUACUCGCCUGUCGCACAGGUGGCAUCAACCUCAAACCUGCAGACAUCGGGGUUAUCUCCCCUUAUAGGAAGCAGGUACAGAAGAUCCAGCAGGUGUUACGUAAGAAGCAUUUGGAGGACGUUUCCGUGGGGUCCGUGGAGGAGUUCCAGGGGCAGGAGCGUACCGUUAUCAUCGUCUCUACCGUCAGAUCUAACCCUCAGUACAUGUCCCUAGAUAUGACCUACAAACUUGGCUUCCUGAAAAACCCCAAGAGGUUUAAUGUGACGGUGACGCGUGCCAAGGCGCUGCUGAUUGUGGUGGGUAACCCCAAUACCCUGGGUGGUGACGAGUACUGGCGACAGUUAAUAGAAUACUGUGAAGACAAUGGUUCAUAUGUUGGCAUCGAACGUGAGAGGCAGGAGGAGGAGAUGGAGGACCUCAUACAGCGCCUCCAAGCCAUCGAUCUCAUAGAUGAGGAGUUAAACAUGAUUCCUGAAAUUCAGAGUAACUACAAUGAACAGGCGUGGAGGUCUGAUCUCUGACGUGGAGGUCCAAUCUCUGACGUGGAGGUCCGAUCGCUGACAUGGAGGUCUGAUCUCUGAUGUGGAGGUCUGAUCUCUGAUGUGGAGUGCUGAUCUCUGAUGUGGAGGUCUGAUCUCUGACGUGGAGGUCUCAUCUCUAAUGUGUUUUGGUGGAGAAGUGGUGUCUGUAUUAAUCAGGGACAGUUUAGCAAGUCAACAGUGUCAUCAAGAUGUACUUUGUGCCUUUGACACCUUCGUAGAUUUCACAAGUGCCUUGAGAGUCUACUGCAGGUAUUGAGUCUGGCGGUUCUAUUACCAUCUCAUGAUCUCCUUCUUAGCAGGUAUCCAGUGAAUAUGGAUAUGAUGAGUGUCAAGUGUAGUUAUUGUUGAUGGUAGUUUUGUCUUAAAGUUUUAGUUUUUAUCUUUUUCUUGUGGGGAGAGUUUCAUUUACCAUUUUGUUAAAAACCAAGUACUGUGAUAUCUAUUUUAACAAAAGCUGGUGAUAGUGUUCUUGAAUCUAUUAAUGUCACAUUAAUUUGAUUUGUGAUGAAUUAUUUUUAAAUUGGUGUAAAGAAAUUGUUUAUAGAAAUUCAUGUCAUUUGGUUAUACAUAUCAGUAUAAUAAUUAUGUUACAGUAAUGAUAUUGUCACAUUCAAAAUUAGUCACAUUCAUGUAAUUGAUCUGAAACAAAUUGAGUUUUCAUUCAUUCACAUGAGUUAAAUAAGUAUAUGUAUGUUUUUAAGUGUUGUUCAAUUUUUUUUCAAAAUUAUGAAAGUGAAUUUAAUUUGUCACGGAGAGAAAUUUAACCAAUGAACUAUUUAUUAAAGUAUAAGUACUUAAACAAAUGAAUUAUAGGUUGUCUGUUUUUUAAAAAAAACAGUGGAGGUAUUGUCAUAGCUUCAUGUCGUCCGUAAUGUGUAAAAACUUUUACUUCAGCCAGAUAUUCAAAAGAAACAUGGCAUACAUGUUUCUAAGGAUAUUAUGAACAUGUAUGGCAAGGCCCAGAACUCUGGCUGUAAUAAUUGUGGAGUUAUAUCCAUGUCUUCACUGUAAAAUAACAGUCAUGCAUAGGCACUCUUGUCUUCUUGCAUGAUCAUGUAAUGUUUCAUAGUUAUAUGGGCUAUUUCAUUUCAUGUCAGUAUGAAGCAAUAGGUAAAUAUCACUUUAACAGUAAAAAUCUUACUACAGUGUAUAACAUAAAAGGUUGUAUCAUGAUUUCUUUAUGUUAGUAAUUUCUGACGAAAAAUUGUUUUGUUUGUGAUUUUUUUGUAAAAAAACAACAGAGAGCCUAUUUUUUGUCAGAUAAAUGGUAAAAGCCUUAUAGUUGAUUGAUACACAAUUACUGGUAUGAUAUAUGUGUAGACCUGCCAUAUUCCUUGAGGCUAUUUCAAGUUUGUAAACAAGAGUCUGUGUUUAAACCAUGGGUGCUUCCCUAAACAAUCCUCAAAGAGUGCUCAGCCUGUUUCCGAAUAUGAUAGUGAUCCAAUGGGGUCCUGUCAUGCUGUUCGUCUGCUUCUGUCCCGCCCAGUCUGAUCACGUGCUCGCCUUUGGCUGUACUUUGUUCCCUGUUGUCUGUGCACUGGUCCAAUUUCAUAGAUCGAUCUCCACUAACAUAAUAGCAAUACAUAUUAUCUAGCUUGAGUAAAAGGUGCAUAACAGAAGAAAAGGUAGCAACAACAACAACAACAAAAUAUUUUGUAGGGCCUGUAACCUUUAAUCACACUUGUUUUGUAAGAUGAUUACCGUCCCUGAAGAAGUCUCUACCUCCUUGGCCGCUUUAUCCAUAUCAGACGUUGCCCUUUUCGGUGACUUUAACAAUCACAUGUUCACACAACAAGCACUUGUAUAUCUGACUCUGCAUGAAAAUAGCUAAUUGAUAACACGAUUAAAAUAAAUAGCAAAUGUACAUUAUGUCUUGAACAUCCCUACCAGUGCUGUUAUAACAGGUUUUAUGAAGUAAAUUGUUUAUCUGCUUGAAUACAGGAGUAGGGCAUUUUGACAAUUGUUGGAGCAAUAAACGGCUACAUCACAUUGUUAACAUCAUGUAUAAAAGUAUUCUAUCAAGGUAGUACAUGCCUUUGAUCAACAUUUCAUCAGUCUCAUAGGUUUUAAGUAGUGUGUAUGCUGUAGUACGGAUCUGUUCAUUUUGUAUUCCAGACGCAACACUAUUGCUGGACUGGUGAACAACCAGCAUUUUAUCGUGACAUGGUAGGCCAGAUUUUUUGCAAGCAAAUAUUAUUAUUGGACACAGCUCAAAAUUUUUUUGCUCGAAUGAUAAUUUUUUGCAUGCGUUCAUUUCUUAAUCAAAGGUUCAUCCAUCUUUGAGCAAAUUUCUUUUUGUUGUUCCAUUGCAUUCUUUUCUUUGAUCAAGUUCCCGAAGAAAUCUUCAAAAGCCAUGAUGGUGACUGCCCUUGUUGAUGCCUUUUUCAAAAGUGGGAGGUACAAAUUGGCAAUUGUUUUAAAGCCGCCUCUGAUGCUAGCAAUACCAUUGUCUUCACAGCAAUCAGUGCCAUUGCCGUAUGUUCCCCCAUGUUACUGAUUCUGUGUGAAUCCUGGACGAGCCUCCUAAUGAAAGCUCCUGAAGUCCAGAUUUAAUAGAUGAAACAACUCUUCAGUCAAUUUGGCGCAUUUUAUCCACCCAACAUGGCGGAAGUUCUGUGAUUAAAAUAAUGUUGCAACAUAAUACAUCGAACAUGGCUUGUUUACCAAGCACCAAAUUUCUAAAUAGACAAAUUUAUUUAUUGGCAACAAUGGAAAAGUAAUUUGAGAUGAUCAAAAUGUGAUGGUAGAGUAAAGAUAUUUAAGAAUAUUAACAUUAAAUAGAAUUUGCUUAUAUAAAUAGUGAUUGAAAAGGUCUAUACUAAUGUCAGAGACCUAUUUCUAAACAAAUAUUUUUUAACAGCUUGAUAGAUACCACAUUAGAAAUUGCAUAAAGAUACGAAUGUAAUAGCUGUUGAAAAAUUUACAACUAUGUAUUAGCUGUACGCUAGUCAAAAACAAAUAUUAAACUGGGUUUCUACUCAAAACCUAUUUCGUAUGUUUCUUGCAAAAAUAUUUUGCAAAAGGAACAUGUGCUCAUACCUUCGCAAUAUAAAUAUGAUCUCUUUCACCGCUAACUUACUCAGGAAAUGGUAUUCUGAGUUCCUAAUAAAUAGUAGGAAAUUCUGAUAAAUAUAGGGUAUAUAUAUAUUGGAUUAUUCUAAAAUACUUCUUUGUUCAUAGACUUUUAUGAAAAUUCCAGGAAAUAAAGUAUUUAUGUUACUCGUCAUCACUAGGCAUUUCAUAUGGGUAUAUUGUGAGUAUGUGACCAUGACCAUGACCUUUACCUUUAACCUGAAAAAUAAAGCAUUUUUUUAUGUUGACAUUUGCUUUGCUCAAAUAACUACAAAAAUGAUCUAUUCUGACCAAAAAAAUCUCAUUCAUAAUAAAGAAAUAAUUGUGAUUGAAACUUGACAUAUAUUACCCAUCAAAGGCAGCCAGAAUAUAUCAGACAUACAGAUAAUAAUCCUCAAAAAUAACUCAUAAUUUUUUGCUUAACCCAACCAAAUGUUUUUGUUCAAAAUAGUACAAAAAGUACACAAAUGAGGGUCCAAUUGUAAAUAUUAACACAAUAAAUACUAGCUGUCAUAGUAGGGUUUAGUUUGUUAUUUUUUGUUAUGGUUCCUGACCGCUGCACGGAAAUGCUAUUUAGUGUGGUACCACAUAAAACAGUCUGUUGGGUAAAUUGCCAUUUCACAUUGUCUGCAAUACGUCCACACCACAUGGUCUUUGUGAAACUUUUUGUGCAGUAUCCGACUUUUCAGUAGCGGCGGCCUGUCAGUCAGAUUGCUAUUACAUUCGCCCAUUUAUAAAUAUGUCACUUAAUGCCUUAUCUGGUUCCUGCUCUCGCAGUACAUGAUGUCUAAAUUAAUUGGCUCGAUUUGCAGUUUUGAAUAACUUGUUGCAAUAUUUCCAUGUCAGCAUUUGUGAAGUCACGGUUGUCAGCAAGUGACCAGAGUUCCAUCACAAACUCAUCCAAUUAUUGUGUGUCAUUUUGUUUGCGUGACUGGAUAUUGUAAAUUUCCAUAUUAGCAUUCUUCUGGGGGGCAAAAUAAUCAUUGAUUACUUUUCUUGUUGCCUCACAUGUCAGAUUCGUGCCCCUCUUUUCGACGUCAUCUGUUAUUUAUUAAAUGAUAUUAUCCCUGAAAAUAUGAUCUAGCACUGUGGAUACUGUUUAUAAAUGGUGUUAUAUAACAUUUAGUUUUAAUAUUUAUGCAAAUUUUUGUUAAACACAGCAUUCAAUCCUUUCAAAUAGACAUGGACAAGUCAAAUGCUAGCACACCGUCCAACAACAAUGUAUGAACUCCUUAAUUGGGGAUGUAGUCUCGGUUAACACUGAUGGGGCACUGCAUCUGCCAUAUUACUGACCAAUAUCCGCACAUGUAUCCUGACCAAGGAAGUGCAUGUCCCUCUCCAUUUUCUUUUAUUUUUAUUUUGCAAGAUGGGAGAAAAUCUAUUUGAAGUUUUAGCCAUUGUGUAUUGUAAACAAUGAGUUCCUGAAUAAUAUAAUUUGAUCAAACAAAGAUAUGUACAUGCAUCAUAUAUCAGUAGUAAAACUGUCAACAAAAUGAAACAGUACUUAAGACUAAUGGUAAUGAAACAGUGUUUAAAAAUUUGAAGUAUAUAUAUAAAAUUAUAUAUAUAAAUAAUAUCAGUAACAGUUUAUUUUAAGUUGAACUUUAAGUUAUAGUAUAAAACUAAGAAACAACAUAGGGAAUAAAGAGAUUAUUAUUAAUAAAGAAAUAUUUACCCCAGAAAUUAAAUAAUGUUUCUCUUAUAAUGCCCCUUACAGCAGACUUACACUUGGACAUAUGGUUGUGCAUUACUAUGUUGAAAGAUUCUAACUAUAAAAAGAUGAAGGCAAUAGUGGUACCAAUACUAUUUUAGUCCUUGUUUUAGUUAAGGGCUAUUCCUGUAAAGGUAAUACAAUCCAGGAAGUUCUGUCAUCAGCGUGUCGUAUGAUGGCUUGUUACAGUGUGCUUAAAUACCAACCCCAUUCUGUGGGCAAGACAAUGGAUAAUCACGUUGUUAGGAUGUGACCUUGUCUGUAGUGCCGCAGAGCCCGAGACCCUUGGGCAAGAACUCCCUCUUGGUUCAAAUUAACCCCUGGUGGGUGGACCGCUUCAAGGGGCAAUUUGAAUCCUGAGACCUCAUCCUCCCACCCCCUUCUAGGUUAACCUCUAAAAGGUCAGCCCAAACUGGUUCCAUGGGAACCUCCCGUACUUCCGGGAUGGGGGUACUGCUCCUGCUCAUCGGGCGCACCUCCUAGACUUGCCUACCUUCCCCUGAGACAUCCAGUUCUUAUAAUCGCAAGGAGACAUCCAUCAAGCCGGGCCCGAUUUCUGUCAGCUCAUCUCUAUUCUCACUUCCAGCUGAUUUCGGUACUGAAAGAACAAGUGUGGACCAACGUAUAUAAUAACCUUAUUUUAUUUUAUUUUUAAAACAAAAUUACAAAUUAUGUUUCAUUUUUAUGAGCAUUGACAUUACAUUAUAUUAUAUGAAAAUGCAUAUGGUUAAUACUAUAAAACCAUCAAUAAAGAGUAAGGAGAUGUAGCGUUUUACUUUUACCCGUUAAAUCAACAAAUUUAGAAAUCAAGAAAAAUUUAGAUUCUCUGACUUUCUGGUCACAGGUGCAAUUGACUGUAUAAGGAGAGCACAACUUGAAUCGUUUGUUCAACAUCCAGCCCUUUUAUGCGGUCCAAAGAACAUAAUAGGGAAAGUCUGUAAAUGGUUUAUUAUGUCUACCAAUGUAAUGGACAUUGCUCAUUUUGAUUGUUAACUGCUUGUAUUCAACUUUCAGUAGUUCAUAGCAUUUGGUUUUAUUUUUUCUUGAGGUGCAGUUUCCAUAGCAUGAAGGUGCACAGUCACUUUCAUGUGGGUUGUUGUCACUUCAUGAGUCUUGAUUGUAUCAAGUCUCCGGUUGGAACAGCCCACUCUAAUUGAAAAUGUGGUGUGUGUGAUUUUGGUGUCAAUGCUCCACUUGCAUUUCUUGACAUGUACUUGGUAUCGAACAGAAGCCACGGAUGAUUUGUUUGCCAUUUUGGCAAAAGUUUCUUUCCCUCUUAGCUUCAUAAUCAGCUGGUUUUGCACCUGGCAUAUAUUUCGAGGACAUUAUUUAUAGGAAUCUUACGCUUCAACGAGAAUCAAUUUGAAUUAAGUAUUACAAUUUACACAUAAAAAUGCUACAAUUAUUAUUUUUAUCAUUAAUUUUACGAACAACUUCUUCUGAUACACAGGCAUACAUCUGAGGGAAAUGGCUGAGGUAUUCUGAUCACAUACACCUUGGUUAUAAAAGCAUUGUAAAUGUAAUAGUAAAAAAUGUUAUAAAAACAUUGUAAACAUAGCGGUAAAUAACGUAAUCAAAACAAAUAGCCACAUUAUUAGUUCUUAAACAGUUUUGUUUCGAUGAGAUUUUUAAUCAACUCAUUGGGGCAAUUUAGUUGACAUUUUUGAAAAGCGUCCCUUCCAUCCAAAUUAGGAAAAGGAUGUGGGUAUCUCUAAAGCGGCUCCGUUGCUGUUAACCAUAUCCCUACAGUCGUGCAGGAUGAUUCAGCUGCAGGGCCAGUCCGGCAACAGCUACUUUACAAGGCAAAGGAUAGCUCUAUUUAGCCCACCCUUUCAUCAUCAUAAUCUUGUUAUUUCUCUUACCUUUAUCAGUGUCUGAUAGCAGGUACUCAAAAUGUCAGUGGUUUUCACAUCUUUGUGCCAGUCAUAUGGCACAUUUUUGGCAUCUUGAGAUGCCCAAAUUUGGAUUAUUAGUGGUAGAGUUUUCUGCAUUUGUAUUGCACAUUGAAAGUAGGCUUCUCUUAUAGUCUUCAAGGAUGUCCUAGCUACUGGAUUGCCUUUGCCUCAACUCUUCUUAACCUCCUCUUCUUCUAAUCUGACAAAACAAUCCCACAGCUAUAGAGUACAUUGGCUUCGUUUUAGAAUGUGUCUUAGCUUUCUUUGGAGUAAAAUGAAACAGCCCAUAAAUAUAUAUACAUCAUGCAAAACUGUACAAUGUUUUACCUUAUUUUAUUUUGUACCAUUAACUGAUGUAUGGGAUAGAGUUAACUGAUUGCCAUGAAAUUCUGAUAAUUUGGGCCCCACAAAAAUAACUUCACUUUUAACAUUUCCUCAAACCCCUCCCCCAUUCAUAUGAGCUAUUAUUCCAGGCCCUUAUCACAUUCUGUGAUAGCUGUAGUUCUGCUUUUGUUUUCAAUGUGUCAAAAACGUUUUGGUAGUUCAUAGGAAGUAAAACAAAUCUAAUAGAAUGGUAGGAUCUCAUUUUAAGAAGAAUAUGUAUAUGAUAUUAAGCCUUUGGAAAUGCUUCCAUUCUCUGGAAAUAAGACUGAACUGCUUUUUUGAACACCAGAUCAAAUGUGUGCUAUUUCCUUUUUUAUUCUCAAAUUGGCUUCUUGCAUAAUCAUAGACGAGCACAUGCCUAACAUUAACAAGUUGGUAAAAUUCACUCUAGCUGUAAAUUCCUUCAUAUUGAAAUGAACUUAUAUUAUGCAUUGAUAAGACCAUAAUUCAUUGUUUAAGUGAAAAUAACUACUUUUAUUUGAUGUGUUUCAUGCUUUUCAUGUUUGUGUGAAUUAUGAAAACGUUUCAUUUGAAAUUUUCAUUUUAUUUGUAUGUACAUGAAUUAUUAUUUCAAUGAAAUCCUUAUGCAUAGUUUUGUUUAUGCAAUUAUAUUGUUACUGGUAAUGCUCAAAUAAAUUGACAGAAACCACA